AAGGACGUCUCUCUCUCUCUCUCUAUCUCUCUCUCUCUCUCUCUCUCUCUCUCUCUCUCUCUCUCAUCCUUUAUCGUCUCUAUCCACCUCUAAAAGCAACCCUUCAAAACCCUAGAAAUCCUCGAAUUCCGAGCUGCGAUUUGGACUGAAAUUAAUCUUGUCCGAGUUGUCGAGCUCGAAUCGAGCUGGGGCUCGAACUUGAUCGUGCAAUUUUACGGCUAAUCUCGCGUGUGUUCUAGAUUGAGGUCUGGAUUUGCGGUCCGAGCCUUGGGGAUAAUGUCUUCGUUGAGCCGAGAAUUGGUGUUUCUCAUACUGCAAUUUCUCGAGGAAGAGAAAUUCAAGGAGUCUGUUCAUAGGCUUGAGAAAGAAUCAGGGUUCUUCUUUAACAUGAAGUACUUUGAGGAGAUAGUUCUGGCCGGAGAAUGGGAUGAAGUUGAGAAGUACUUGUCGGGGUUUACCAAAGUCGAUGAUAACAGAUACUCGAUGAAGAUAUUCUUCGAGAUUAGGAAGCAGAAGUAUCUUGAGGCUCUUGAUCGGCAAGACAAGGGAAAGGCAGUCGAGAUAUUGGUGCAGGACUUGAAAGUUUUCUUGACUUUCAACGAGGAACUUUACAAAGAAAUCACCCUGCUUCUGACUUUGAACAACUUCAGGGAAAAUGAUCAGCUUUCCAAGUAUGGAGACACUAAAACUGCUCGGGGUAUAAUGCUGAUGGAACUGAAAAAACUUAUUGAAGCAAAUCCUCUUUUUCGUGAUAAAUUGGUGUUUCCUUCUUUGAGAUCUUCGAGACUGCGGACUCUGAUCAACCAAAGUCUGAACUGGCAGCAUCAGUUGUGCAAGAACCCUAGGCCAAAUCCAGACAUUAAGACUUUAUUCAUCGACCAUACAUGCUCUCCUCCGAACGGUCCUCUUGCAGCUUCACCCGUCAAUCUUCCUGUUGCUGCCAUGGCGAAGCCGACUGCUUAUCCAUCGCUAGGAGCUCAUGGGCCGUUUCCCCCUGGUGCUGCGGUUGCUAAUGCUGGUGCUCUAGCCGGUUGGAUGGCUAAUGUCUCUGGUCCUGCUGCUCUCCAAGCUGCUGUUGUCACACCUUCAGCAAUGCCCAUUCCUCAGAAUCAAAUUUCAGUCUUGAAGCGACCCAGGACGCCACCAGCAACUCCAGGUAUAGUAGAUUAUCAGAAUCCUGACCAUGAACUAAUGAAACGACUCCGGCCUGCUCCAUCUGUAGAGGAGGUGACAUAUCCUGUAUUUAGACAGCAAGCUCCAUGGUCGGUGGAAGACUUGCCAACAAAGGUGGCUUUGUCGUUGCACUUAGAGUCCGCUGCCACUAGCAUGGAUUUCCACCCCUCACAGCAAACAUUACUUCUUGUUGGUUCUGCUGCGGGCGAAAUCAUUCUAUGGGAACUCGCUGUUCGAGAAAGGCUGGCUUCAAAGCCAUUCAAGGUCUGGGAUAUGCCUAAUUGUUCAUCACCGUUUCAGGCUUCUAUGGUUAACAAGAAACCGAUAUCUGUCACUCGUGUUGCAUGGAGUCCAGAUGGCAGUUUCAUUGGGGUUGCAUUUACAAAACAUCUUAUUCACCUGUACGCUUACACCGGGCCUAAUGAUCUUCGCCCGCAUAUUGAGAUUGAUGCCCAUGUGGGUUCCGUGAACGACUUGGCGUUUGCUCAUCCGAAUAAACAACUAUGCGUAGUUACUUGCGGAGAUGAUAAGCUAAUCAAGGUGUGGGAUCUUUCUGGCCGGAAGCAUUUUACAUUUGAAGGACACGAGGCUCCUGUCUAUUCCGUCUGUCCUCAUCACAAAGAGAACAUUCAGUUCAUAUUUUCAACAGCUAUAGAUGGAAAGAUAAAGGCAUGGCUUUAUGAUAAUAUGGGUUCCAGAGUUGACUAUGAUGCUCCUGGUCGCUGGUGUACAACUAUGCUUUACAGUGCUGAUGGGAGCAGAUUGUUCUCCUGUGGGACGAGUAAAGAAGGAGAUUCUUUCUUAGUUGAGUGGAAUGAGAGUGAAGGAGCAAUCAAGAGGACCUAUCUCGGGUUUAGGAAAAAAUCUGCCGGCGUGGUUCAGUUCGACACCACAAAGAAUCAUUUUCUGGCCGUCGGGGAAGAUGGGCAGAUUAAGUUCUGGGAUAUGGACAACACCAAUCCUCUGACCAGCAUUGAUGCCGAGGGUGGACUUCCGACCCUUCCUCGUUUGAGGUUCAACAAGGAAGGAAAUCUUCUUGCUGUUACUACAGCUGAUAAUGGAUUUAAGAUAUUAGCAAACACAGCUGGGUUCAGAUCUCUGAGAGCCAUGGAAAGUCCAGCUUUUGAAGCAUUACGAACCCCUGUUGAUUCUUCUUCUAUGAAAGCUGUUUCUGGUGCUCCUGUUGUGUCUGCCACUGCUGUCAGUUGUCAAGUUGAACGGGGCUCACCCGCCAUAUUACAAAUGCCGAACGGAGUUGAUCCCUCCAAGUCAAGAGUUGAUGACGCAACGGACAAGACCAAACCUUGGCAAUUGUCUGAAAUCCUCGACUCUGUUCAAUGUCGCCAGGUCACUUUGGCCGACAGCACAGACUCGUCCACAAAGGUGAUUCGGCUUCUUUACACGAAUUCUGGAGUCGGGAUCUUAUCUCUCGGUUCAAAUGGUAUACAGAGGCUAUGGAAAUGGGCUCGCAAUGAACAAAACCCUAGUGGCAAGGCCACUGCCAGUGCGGUCCCUCAGCAUUGGCAGCCGAGCAGUGGUCUUCUCAUGACCAAUGACGUCUCGGGUGUGAACCUCGAGGAGGCGGUUCCCUGCAUAGCUCUCUCGAAAAACGACUCGUACGUCAUGUCAGCUGCGGGUGGAAAGGUUUCAUUGUUCAACAUGAUGACUUUCAAGGUGAUGACAACUUUCAUGGCACCUCCACCAGCAUCGACAUUCUUGGCCUUCCAUCCUCAGGAUAACAACAUCAUCGCCAUCGGUAUGGAGGAUUCCACCAUUCACAUCUACAAUGUCCGAGUAGACGAGGUGAAAUCUAAACUGAAGGGUCACCAGAAACAUAUAACAGGCUUAGCCUUUUCUACAACUCUGAGCAUCUUGGUUUCAUCUGGUGCCGAUGCUCAGAUAUGUUUUUGGAGCAUUGACACAUGGGAGAAGAAGAAAUCGGUUACGAUCCAGAUGCCGGCAGGAAAAGCGCCCACCGGAGAAACACGGGUUCAGUUCCAUGCCAAUCAGAUUCGUAUCUUGGCAGUCCAUGAGACGCAACUGGCGAUAUACGAUGCUUCCAAGAUGGAAUGCAUCCGACAGUGGAUUCCGCAAGAUGGGUUGUCCGGUCCGAUAUCUUCGGCAGUUUAUUCGUGCAACAGCCAGUUGAUAUAUGCCGCCUUCCGUGAUGGCAACAUCGGAAUUUUUGACGCCGACAGUCUUCGGUUAAGAUGCCGAAUCGCUCCCACCGCCUACUUGCCUCGAGGGAGCCAGGGCUUGGCCCCUCUGGUCGUGGCGGCUCAUCCGCAAGAGCCGAACCAGUUUGCGAUCGGUUUAACCGAUGGGUCGGUUAAGGUGAUAGAACCGACCGAACCGGAGGGCAAAUGGGGGAUGGCUCCACAGUCGGAGACGAUGAAUAGCAUGACGACUUCGUCAUCCACCACAAGCAACCAUGCCUCCGAACAGUUAAGAAGAUGAGAGAGAAAGUUAGUCUUCUUGCACUUUGUAAUGAAAUCUCACUUCACUUUGUAGAUGUUUUUUCCCCCACCGCUCUAGUACGGCAACGAUAUCUUAAUGUAAAAAAAAAAAGCCUUCGUAGUGUUAGAAUUCCAAAGGAAACUGAAUUUCCUUCUCAUUUUCGGAGUUUAGUUUUGUAACAAAGCUUAAUUAAAAUUCAUUUUGAAGUCA
Molecule: messenger RNA, 3840 nt
Organism: Tarenaya hassleriana
Lineage: Eukaryota; Viridiplantae; Streptophyta; Magnoliopsida; Brassicales; Cleomaceae
Product: topless-related protein 3-like
Exons: 25
Coding region: 277-3630 (1117 amino acids)
Biological process (GO): regulation of DNA-templated transcription
Molecular function (GO): protein binding
Source: RefSeq, a predicted model, not a curated record